Messenger RNA from Neocloeon triangulifer, 1798 nucleotides. RefSeq lists its product as uncharacterized. Lineage: Eukaryota; Metazoa; Arthropoda; Insecta; Ephemeroptera; Baetidae. The record is from RefSeq and is a predicted model, not a curated record. Bases 131 to 1132 code for a protein of 333 amino acids. The transcript is spliced from 5 exons.
CGCGGCGCCCGAAUCACCGUGACUCAUUCUGGAUGCGCGGGGAGGGGCACCAGAGGGCGGCGGGGGUGGCUGCAGAUGAGGCGCAGUGGGCCCCCGACGGCCGCCAAGGACGCAGCUCAACAGUAGCACCAUGGCUUACACGUUGGGCCAUCCCCGCGUCGCCCCUUUCAAACCACAGGUCGCCACCAAUGAGGCCCUUGCCAACCACACCAAAAUUUUGGCCAACGGAGCCGUUGGAAUCAACUUUCACGAACUAGCCGCCCCCAACCUGGCGAACUCGGCCGUGCUGCGCAUGUUAGAAGAGGAGGAAAGGGUCGGAGGAGGUGAGCAGUCGCCGACGACCAGGCGACGCUCGGCGUUGCGAGGCGUCGUCUGGCCGCCGACGCCCCCCACUUCGCCCCAAACGCGGCGCCGGCUCUUAGGGAGCAGAGCCGGCCCCACCGACUGGCCCCCGAGCCAGUCGCGCCUCGAUGAGCCGCCCACCGUGCCCACCCCCGUGAGGCUCGCCCAAGCAGCAGCCCCCGAGCAACAACCCUUUACGAAUUCGAACUCGACCCCGUUCAGAUCUGAAAGUCCCGCAGGUAUCAAAAGAGUGACCUGGCCCCCACCACCGCAGGAAUCGACCAUCGUCGCAACAACUUUUGAGCAGCCGCUUGAUUUCCCGAACCUCCAGGGAGACCUAGUGGCUCAUCCACCAGCCACCCUGCUCUACUCGCCACCGCCCCCGGGGGAGCCGGCUGUUCCCAUGGAGGCGCCGCCGCCAGCCAGCAACAGCACGUGCGUGUUCACGAUUCCGUCGGUGGCUGCUCCGUCGCCGCCUCCACCCGCCUCCAUCACGCUGCGUCAGGCUGCCCCCGUGUCUCAGCCGCCGCCCCCGGUGGUGCGUUCGCAGCCUGCCGUGCCGGAGGCGGCGUUCUCGCGACGCGGCGACACCAAGUGGCCUCCGCAGGCGGUCAAGGUCCAGCGAGAGGCCGAAAAGGCCCAGCAGGCCGAAAUCGCAAAGGGGCCCGCAUGCCGCCCCCGACGCCAGAGAAAGGAUUACACGUCCUUCUUCGAGCAGCACCGCCUCCUGCCCACUUAUUCGCACUACAGGGCACCCCCUGGCACCCAACACUACCCUGAAGGCCAGUGAAAAUCAUGAAGAAAAAUUCAAUAACUCUUUUGCGUCUAAAAAUUUAAAUCGUUUUGUAGAAAAUUUUACAAAUUAUUUUUUUCCAGGAUAAAAUGGAAAUUGUUCAAUUGCAGGCGAUUUUCCGAUUUAAAAUGCGUUAUGAUUUAAUUUUUUCAAUAUCAGAUUUACAUAAAUAAAACGUCUUUGAAAAUCACUUGCAUGGAAAGUCCUGCACUUAAUUAAUAAGAGAGCCGACGCACAUAUUCACUUUUGAAAUAAAUAAAUGUCUGCAAUAUAAAGUUACCCUGGUUCUAAUCUACAUUAUGUUAUUAAAUACCAACAAUCAUCAUCAAAGUUGGCUGUUAUGUAUAAUAUGUCAAAAAUACAUAAUUUAUAUAUGUGUUUAUUUUAAUUUAAAUAAAUAUUAAGUAACAGAAAUCUAUAUAUGAUCAAUGGAUAUUGCGCAAAACUGCAAAAGCUAUUUGUCUCGGCCUUGAAUUUCCGCUUCCGACCUGACCUGGAGAUCGAGAUUGCGUUUUUAAGACUAACCCUUCCAGAUAUUUGAGCUCCCUGCCGUCACAAAGAUCUUCCAGCUGAGGUCAGCAGGCGGAAAUUCAUGAAAUUAGUCAAUUUUGAUUCUUCUGUAAGCGCCAAGAUUUAAACUAAUAAACGCUUGACUUGCUUUAA